Messenger RNA from Bubalus bubalis (water buffalo), 996 nucleotides. It is a transcript of the gene CDC42EP5, whose product is annotated as CDC42 effector protein 5. The transcript has 4 exons. The record is from RefSeq and is a predicted model, not a curated record. The coding region runs from base 465 to 926 and encodes 153 amino acids. NCBI's taxonomy places the organism in Eukaryota, Metazoa, Chordata, Mammalia, Artiodactyla, Bovidae.
UUGGGGGGGGGGGGUUCGGGGAGGGGGAUAAAGGAGGCCUGGGAGGGGCCUUCUGCCUUAACCCUCUCGGACCCAGACGGGACUGGGCGGGAACUCUGCGCCCCUCUGGGCUCCCAUCAUGGCCCCCGAGAGGGGCUGACGCUUCCGUUCCCGGUGCAGGUGAGAUCCCGCCCGGAGGAAGGCGGAGGGAGGCGCGGGCCUGGGACCAGGAGGCGGAGGCGGGCCCCGAACCGAGAGGAGCGGGUCCCGGGCGGAGCCGGAGCCUGAGAGCGCGCCCGCCCGGUUCGGCAAGGACCGCGAGGGUGGGGGGCUCCCCUCGUCUGAGAGGGUCUCCUCUGCCCUCCUCUGGGCUGUGUGAGCUCUGUGGGCCUGGAAGGUGGUGCCGGAGAGGAAGACCUGCGCCUGUCCCCGCCCUGCGUGAGCUGGCGGCCAGCGGCCUCAGUUAAGGACCGAGGCUCAGAAAGAUGCCGGUGCUGAAGCAGUUGGGCCCCGCGCAGCCCAAGAAGCGGCCGGAGCGCGGCGCCUUGUCCAUCUCCGCGCCGCUCGGCGACUUCCGGCACACGCUGCACGUGGGGCGCGGCGGCGACGCCUUCGGGGACACCUCGUUCCUGAGCCGCCACGGCGGCGGGCCGCCCCCUGAGCCCAGAGCGCCGCCCGCGGGGGCGCCGCGUACCGCGCCGCCGCCCGCAGUGCCGCAGGCCUCGCCGCCCGCUCUCCGCGCGCCCGCGCCCGCCGACCCGCUGCUGUCCUUCCACCUGGAUUUGGGGCCCUCCAUGCUGGACGCGGUGCUGGGCGUCAUGGACGCGGAGCGCCCAGGCGCCGCUGCCGCCAAGCCGGACGUGGACCCCGGCCCCGGGGCGCAGCACCCCCGGGCCCGCUGCCUCGCCAACGCGGGCCUCGAGCCGGACGACGUCAUCGGCCUGUAGGCACCCCCAUUCCCUGCGCUCUUACCGCCCAGCGCCCCACUUCUUUCUACAUAAACCGACAAGGUCUGUG